AUGGCUGCUGCUACUACUCUCUUUGUUCUUCUCGUUUCAUGCGUGAUAUUGACUAUUUAUGGAUUACCUGUAGAUGUACUGAUUCCACCUCCACAAGUUGAAACUAACGGUGAUGGAGCGGCGCCAAAAGGUUUGAAUCCACAAUUGAUUGCUGGCGGCUUCGAAGGAGAUAUGAUGUUUCCUGAUGGUGCUGAUCCAGCACGCGGUGUAGCUAUUAUUGGUAAACGUCAAUGGCCUAAUGGUGUUAUUCCAUACGAUAUGUCCGCCAUUACCAAUGUACAAGAUCAACAGAAGAUCACCAAUGCUAUGAACACUCUUAUGUACGCUGUUGGUACACCCAUUGCCGAUUCUCAAAGUCGUACUGCAUGUGUUUUCUUCCGACCACGUCAACCUUCCGAUAAGGACUACAUCUCAAUUCGAUAUGGAUCUGGAUGUAGCGCUAAUGUUGGCUACACACAAGGUUUUCAAUCCAAAGUUACAUUACAGCAAAAUGGUUGUUUCUAUACCGGUACCAUUCAACAUGAACUCAUGCAUGUCCUCGGGUUUUUUCAUGAACAAUCUCGACCUGAUCGUGAUAAUUAUUUACAAAUUAACCUCCAAAAUGUUCGACCAGACAUGACACAUAACUUCGAAAAAUACGCUUGGGGAUCAAGUGUAUAUAAUCAAGGAACACCUUAUGACUAUAAGAGCGUUAUGCAUUAUGAAACAACCGCCUUCAGUAUGAAUGGAAAACCAACCAUGGUUCCACGGCAAGCGGGUGCCACUAUUGGUAGAGCAGAAAUGCUUAGUGCACUCGAUAUCGCUGAAGUUCGUCACUUCUAUGGUUGCAAAGCGUAG
This is a messenger RNA of Adineta ricciae, 837 nucleotides long. The record is from the annotation of a GenBank genome assembly. Lineage: Eukaryota; Metazoa; Rotifera; Eurotatoria; Adinetida; Adinetidae.